GGCGACAGGAAGCGCCCGGCUCGGGGUUGGCGCGUGAAGGCGGCGGCCAAUGGGAGGAGGGUUGGCAUGGGAACGGGGGGUGGGGCCCAACUGUCACCGCCCCCCUCCUGUGUUGGCGGGAGAGACGGAGUCUGACUGAGCGGGGGCCUGAGCCAGGAUGGAGUUCAAGCGGAAGGCACCUGGGGUGGGAGCUGGCGGGGUGGACCCUGCCCCCGCGCCGCGGAAGCGGCCCAAGGGGGGCGACUGGGAGGACGACGGCCCCUCGCACUUCGAGGAGGAGCUGGCCCUGCUGGACGAGGUGGAGGCCGAGAUUGCGCUGGAGAUGAAGGAGUCUCAGCCAGCCCCCGACACGGUGCCCCUGGGGAGCCUGAUCUCCUCCGUGGGGAACCCCAAGUGGCAGAGGCCACCGCCCCCCCGGAUAAACCCUGCCCAGGACAUGCUCUGCUUCCAGCAGGUGGAGCUGGACUAUUAUGUGGGUGUCCCUGUGCCAGGCAUGCCCGGAGCCACCCAGGGCCCAGUGCCCGUUCUCCGGAUGUUCGGUGUCACGGCGGCCGGGAACAGCGUCUGUUGCCACAUCCAUGGCUUCGCCCCCUACUUCUACGUGCCCGCCCCGGCCGGCUUCCAGCCCCAGCACCUGAGCGACUUCCAGAGGGAGCUGAAUGGGGCCGUGCUGCGGGACCUGCGCUCCAACCGGGAGGGGCUGAGCCGGGCCGUGCUGGCUGUGGAGAUGUGCAGCAAGGAAAGCAUGUAUGGGUACCACGGGCAGCGCCGCCUGCCCUUCCUGAAGGUGACCCUGGCGCUGCCGCGGCUGGUGGCGCCCGCCAAGCGGCUGCUGGAGCAGGGGCUGCGCUGCGAGGGGCUGGGUGUGCUGGGCUACCCGGCCUACGAGGCCAACAUAGACUUCGAGAUCCGGUUCAUGGUGGACCGGGACAUUGUGGGCUGUAACUGGAUCGAGCUGCCCCCUGGCAAAUACUGGCUGCGCCCCAAGCAGCUCAUGGGGGAGCCCCCCAAGGAUCUGGCCAAGGCCUCGCUGUGCCAACUGGAGGCUGACGUGGGCUGGGCAGAUUUCAUCAGCCACCCCCCUGAGGGCGACUGGCAGGGCAUCGCCCCACUGCGGGUGCUGAGCUUCGACAUCGAGUGCGCUGGCCGCAAAGGGAUCUUCCCGGAGCCGGACAAGGACCCAGUGAUCCAGGUGGCCAACAUGGUGCUGCGGCAGGGUGAGCGCGACCCCUUCAUCCGCAAUGUCUUCACCCUGCAGAGCUGUGCCCCCAUCGUGGGCUCCCAGGUGCUGUGCUACUCCCAGGAGGCCGAGCUGCUCAAGGCCUGGGCGGAGUUUGUGCGGAUUGUGGACCCCGAUAUCGUCACGGGCUACAACAUCCAGAACUUUGACCUGCCCUACCUGCUGCAGCGUUCCCAGGCCCUCAAGGUUGCCACCUUCCCCUUCCUGGGCCGCAUCCUCGGGCGCAAAUCCGUCAUCCGGGACUCGUCCUUCCAGUCCAAGCAGAUGGGGCGGCGGGAGAACAAGGUCAUCAACAUUGAGGGGCGCAUCCAGUUUGACCUGCUGCAGGUGCUGUUGCGUGAGUUCAAGCUGCGCUCGUACACCCUGAACGCUGUCAGCUUCCACUUCCUGCAGGAGCAGAAGGAGGAUGUGCAGCACUCCAUCAUCACCGACCUGCAGAACGGGUCGGAGCAGACACGCCGGCGCCUGGCCGUGUACUGCCUGAAGGACGCCUACCUGCCGCUACGCCUGCUGGAGAAGCUGAUGUGUGUCAUCAAUUACAUGGAGAUGGCGCGGGUCACCGGGGUGCCGCUGGGCUACCUGCUCUCCCGGGGCCAGCAGGUCAAGGUGGUGUCGCAGCUGCUGCGCCAGGUGAGGAGGCUCCUGGGUGUGGGGGCUCCCGGGCUCGCUCGGCUCCAUACGGCUCCUGGGAGGAGGCCCCAUCCGUGCAAUGCUCCUGACGCCCGUGGCCCCGCAGGCUCCCGGCGGAAGCUGCGGCUCUACCAGUUCCUGCUGGAUCUGCUGCAGCGCGGCGCCAUGCGGGAGUGCGUGUGGUGGGUGGAGCGUGAGGCCGGCGUCUUCCAGUUCUCCUCCAAGCACAAGGAGCUGCUGGCCCACCGCUGGGGGCAGCAGAAGGGCAACCGCAAGGCCAUGACCUACCAGAAGAUGGCCCGGGCCCUGCGCAACUACGGCAAGACGGGCGAGGUCCGCAAGGUGAAGAAGAAGUUGACCUACCAGUUCGGCCAGGCCCUGCUGGGGCUGCCGGGCGCCCAGGCCCCCUCGUAGGGGGCCAGGCCCCCCGGGCGGCGGGACUGGACAGUGCACUGAGCGGCCCCGGGGCGAGGGGGGGGCCCUGUGAACAGGCCGCCCUCCCCCCCUCCCCAGCCCACCGAAAGCCACCCCGCUGAGGUCUCCCCCAGAAGCCAGGAUGCCUGGGUUCCAUCCUCGGCUCUGGGAGGGGAGUGGGGGCUAGUGGUUAGAGCAGGAGCUGGGAGCCAGGACUCCUGAGCUCCAUUUCUGGCUCUGGGAGGGGAGU
Messenger RNA from Dermochelys coriacea (leatherback sea turtle), 2534 nucleotides. It is a transcript of the gene POLD1, whose product is annotated as DNA polymerase delta 1, catalytic subunit. Gene Ontology annotation, biological process: DNA-templated DNA replication; regulation of DNA-templated transcription; DNA replication proofreading. Lineage: Eukaryota; Metazoa; Chordata; Testudines; Dermochelyidae. Gene Ontology annotation, cellular component: delta DNA polymerase complex. The record is from RefSeq and is a predicted model, not a curated record. Gene Ontology annotation, molecular function: DNA-directed DNA polymerase activity; DNA-binding transcription factor activity; 3'-5'-DNA exonuclease activity.